This is a messenger RNA of Penicillium expansum, 1059 nucleotides long. RefSeq lists its product as uncharacterized. The transcript has a single exon. Lineage: Eukaryota; Fungi; Ascomycota; Eurotiomycetes; Eurotiales; Aspergillaceae. The record is from RefSeq and is a predicted model, not a curated record. The coding region runs from base 1 to 1059 and encodes 352 amino acids.
AUGCAACCGAGCGAAUACGAUCAGGUACUAUCCGACCCCCAACAAGUUCGCGAGCGCAUCAUUGGAAGCAAAAUUGUUAUUGCGUUAGAACAGUGCAUGCUCUUUGUGACCUGGGGGGUGAAAGUCUGCCUAUUGAUACUCUACUGGCGGAUCACUAAGAACCUGCCCUCGAACCUCUAUGUCAAGAUUCUCGCCGGUUAUGUGGCGCUCGGUUUCGUCGUGAUUAUGGUCACAUACUAUGCCGUGUACUGCCGACCUUUCUCGCAAUAUUGGGCGUUGCCAGUGUCGAAUUUACAGUGUGCCACGUACCAACACUAUUCAAUCACACAGGCGGUUUUUAACAUCUCAUCGGAUGCCUUUAUGUUUGCCAUUCCGAUACCGCUUAUCGUCAAAGCGAGACUUCCAUUACGCCGGAAGAUGCUGCUACUCUGCGUGAUGAGCUUAGGUCUUUUCACAAUCAUUGCCGCCAUCCUGAAUAAAUACUUCAACUUUGCCUCCCCCUUGACCACAGUGUACCAGAUCUGGUAUAUACGUGAGUCUAGCACUGCCGUCUUUGUCGCCAAUAUGAUGUGCUGGUGGCCGCUCCUUCGGAAGCUGUUCGGUCUGAGAGCCUUCCAGUACCACAGCACCCCUGGGCGGCCAUCCCGAGGCACCGACAACAAGGAAAGCCAUCCCUACUCGAAGGCUGCUAGCUCGCAGUCCCGUGCAUCCUUUUCGUUAACCCGCCCCUUUCGUCUCUCUCGACUCGGUUUACGCAGCUCGGAAAACGGUCUCACGCUCCCUGGACACAACAAUACAGGACGCUCUAGCCAAGAGGCGAUAAAUCAGUCUACGGGUGGAAACGCAGAGGAUCAGGAUCCCGUCGAUAAUAUUCCGCUCCGAGUUUGGGGCAAGGGCAAUGAACGAGGCACGGAUGUUGAAAAUAUCGCAAUCCAAGAAUCGAUUGCAAGGUUUGAACAACGGGAUCACGGAGCAGAGGUACCUCUUGGGGAUCGAAUUUACUAUACUCGCGAAUUCGACAUCCGCUCUGACUCCAGGACCAGACACUUCCCUACAUGA